This is a messenger RNA of Ipomoea triloba (trilobed morning glory), 1559 nucleotides long. RefSeq lists its product as uncharacterized. The record is from RefSeq and is a predicted model, not a curated record. The transcript has 4 exons. The coding region runs from base 120 to 1103 and encodes 327 amino acids. Lineage: Eukaryota; Viridiplantae; Streptophyta; Magnoliopsida; Solanales; Convolvulaceae.
AAGUCCUAAAAAUUUCUUUAGGUUUCAAAAUUCAAAACCGUCUCUCUCUCUCUGUCUGUCUCUUUCCUUCGUAAAUCUGCUUCAGUCAAACAAUCACACUGAUACCUCACUUCAUUCCCAUGGAUCCACUCAAUAGCCCGAACCCGAUUAACCCUAAAGAAACAAAUUCAGGCGAAAACGAGCCCGCAACUCCCGAGCUUUCUCCAGAUUCCGGCAUAAAAUGGCCAUGCAAUCCCAGCCCGAAACGCCCGCCGACGGAUGAGUUCGGUUGGCCCACUGUGUGGUUCCCACCCAAGUCUGAACCCCGCGUGCUAACCCCCGAAGAGCUGGCCCGUUUGGCUGAUGAUCAGGCCCAGCAAGCGGCAUGGGAUGCUGUGACUGAAUUUCUCAGGAACACAGACAUCGCCGAUGAAGACGACGACGACGAAUACGACGAUGAGUACGUGGAUGUAAUCAAGUAUGAGAACGGCGACCUCGACGAGGUACUCGAGGAAGAAGAGCGCAAGAGGUUCGAAUUUUUCGUGAAUUUGUUUAAGGAGGACAGUGUAUUGAAGGAGUAUUAUGAGAAGAACUGUGCCGGCGGAGAGUUCAGAUGUCUGGUCUGUUGCGCCGUGCGGGAGAAAGCUUGGAAGAGGUUCAAAGGUUGCGCCACUUUAGUUCGCCAUUCUCUUUCCAUAGCGAAGACGAGAAAGAGGAAGGCUCAUCGAGCUUAUGCAGAGUCUAUUUGUCAGUUAUUUGGAUGGGACAUCAAUAAGCUCAUUCAAUCUUCGGAUAAAUCUGCUGAGGCUCAGGGUAACAUUGACAAAUCUGGUAAAGAUGGCUUGGACCUUCCUUGUGGUACUGUGGACCUUGUGAAAGUUGAUACUGGAAAUGAGAAAAUCAAAAGUGGUACUGGAUCUGAGCAUAAUUCAUUGGCUGAAGUUGACACUAGCAAACAUGUUGAAGUUCUCAGUGGUGACGUUCAAGAUGCAGAAACUGUGAAUGCAGAGGGCUCACCAAAAGGCCCGGAGCCUGCAAACGUGCAUUGUGAUGUUGCACAUGGAAAGGAUCAUCAAGAGGAUAAUGUUCCCAAUGACCUCAAGGAAGAUGAUGUUCAGAAAUGACCAGGAAAAGGUGUUGACCCACUUAACCAUGAAUCCAAGAUUAGUUUUCUUAGCUCUCACCCCAGACAUGCUUGUUAGUUCUCCCAGUUAAUAGUCUAAGAAUUGAUAUUUGUAGUAUUUCUUGUGUUGUGCUGGAAAUGUUGAUGUGAAUGACGUUGAACCAGUCUUUCCAAGUAUCUGGCAGUUGAAGUUUAGAAGCGCGGGAUUGUAUCCAAGGUUGGUUUUCUUAGUUCUUAUCUCAGACAUGCUUGUUAGUUUUCUCUGAUGGCAAGUGUUAAGUAGUCUGAGGAUUGACAUUGGUAGUAUUUCCUGUGUUGUGCUGGAAAUUUUUAUAUGAAUGACAUUGAAUCAGCCUUCCCAAAUAUCUUGUGGUUGACUGUGAUGGGCUUCAGUUUACACCUUAAACUUGGCCAUCAAGUUAUACAAUUAUUAUACCAUGGACCAUGGUUCACUUUA